Orbilia oligospora ATCC 24927 is the source of this 1140-nucleotide messenger RNA. RefSeq lists its product as uncharacterized. The transcript has 2 exons. Lineage: Eukaryota; Fungi; Ascomycota; Orbiliomycetes; Orbiliales; Orbiliaceae. The record is from RefSeq and is a predicted model, not a curated record. Bases 1 to 1140 code for a protein of 379 amino acids.
AUGGGAUUAGAGUUCUUGUUUGAAGCGGAAGGCCAAAAAUUAAAACAGGAAGCAAAUAAGAGCAAGGAAUAUCGCGGAGCCAUGGAUAACUUUGAUGGCGAUCGUCCCCUUUCCGGCAACUUCGGUCUGGGUUUUGCUGGGGAUAUCGCCAUGGAUUGGAGUUUCUCGGAUGACAUUGUGGAUCCUGCCCUUAAUGGUGAUUUCGAAAAUGCUUGGCUUUUUUCUAGCGAAGUUCUUUCGGGAGGGUUGUCAGACCCAAUACGGUCUGAUGAGCCCUGGUAUCCAGGCAGCGCGGGAAGACAUGUCUUAUCAAGCUUUUUUCUAGAGUCUACUAGUGAUAGUGGACCUAGCACAUCGACUUCGCAAUUGAAUGAUCAGGGUUUGUCCACGAGCCUCUCACGAUACCCACCGAUAAGCGAGGGGGAUAUAGCCGAUGACAAUUAUCUCGAUUACCAGGAAGCACCAUCAAUAUUCGCCAACCCCUAUCCAUUCGAUCGUGGCUACGGUGUAGAUGGCGUCUUAGAUUCAGACCUGUUCGAUCAAGAUGCAGAAAUUGACAUAAAUUUCUGGGACCAAGCACAGUCUGCGAGUACCGCGACAUUUGGUCCCAACACGCAACCACCUCCAAGCGGUGGACCAGUCAAUUUCGGAGUCCUCGAAUCUCAAUCGUUCCGAGCAGAUGCGGUGCUGCCUCCUAGUCAAACCGACGCAUCAGCGCCAGACGAGAGGCCGCUUACAAGCUCGACUCGCCGAGCUCCUGGUCGCCCAGCUGGGCGACCUAGUGCAACAACCAUCCAACCAGGAUCUCGACCAGGCAGGCGACCUUACAGGGGGAAUCGACAGCGCGUUCCGCUAGAGAGGGUGCGCAGGCGGAUCAAAUGCAAUAUCGAUGGCUGCGAAUACGAGUACGCAACACCAGGUACCGUUUACCGCCAUCGGCAAAACACACACUGGUCAACAUCGGAGUUUUGUGCUCGCUGUUUGUAUCCUGGAUGUCCUACAGAGCUAUGGGCCGGGACAGAGCCGAAGGCAUGGGAUAACCUCAAAACCCACCAAAAUCACAAGCAUGCGACUUGGAUCCCUGGGAAAACUAGACGGGAAAGAUGUGAGAUGACUGAACAUUCAAGAGCCGAAAAUUGA